Messenger RNA from Oncorhynchus masou masou (cherry salmon), 1470 nucleotides. It is a transcript of the gene dram1, whose product is annotated as DNA-damage regulated autophagy modulator 1. Bases 276 to 992 code for a protein of 238 amino acids. Gene Ontology annotation, cellular component: lysosome. Gene Ontology annotation, biological process: regulation of autophagy. The record is from RefSeq and is a predicted model, not a curated record. The transcript is spliced from 7 exons. Lineage: Eukaryota; Metazoa; Chordata; Actinopteri; Salmoniformes; Salmonidae.
AGAGGUACCGACGUCAGCCCACACUCAAUUUAACUGAAGUUCAAUACUGUCUAGACCACGUGAUUGCAAAAUACCAGUUUACAGUAUAGUUUACAGUAAGAGAUGUCACUUUUUAGGUGGCCGAUUAGACAAAUUCUAAUAUUACUUCAAAUCUAAACUCUGAGAAAUAUUGCCAGAGGGAUUUUACCUGUCAGUAUUCUGCAUCGUAUGUAUUCUUUAUAACUUGCACAAAGGUCGGUCUGUCUGCGUGGUAACUUGUCCUUAUUGCUGACAAAAUGUUUUGGUUCUUGGAGGGAAUAUGCUUUUUACCAACUUUUUUGGUCAUCUGGUCAUCAAGCACGUUUAUUGUUUCCUACCUAAUUGCAUUGUUCGAGCAUGAUGUGGAUGUUAUCUUCCCCUAUAUAAGUGACACUGGGGCUGAACCCCCAGAGAGCUGUGUCUUUGGCUUGAUGACGGUCAUCACUGCAUUUGCAGGUACGGCCACCAUGUAUGCCAGAUACAAGUUUGUGGAGAAGCUCAAUGAGACAGCAGGUGGUGUGCCCCCAGUACUGAACCAGGCUGCUUUCUGGAUUGGAAUGCUUUCUUGUUUGGGGAUGUGUUUUGUCGCUACUUUCCAGGAGACAACGAUUACAACAGUUCAUGAUGCAGGUGCAUUACUCUUCUUCGUUUCUGGUGUUCUGUACACCAUCCUCCAGUCCAUCAUAUCCUAUAAGGCCUUCCCCUAUGGAUGUUCCUUGGCCUUGUGUCGUCUGCGCACAGGAAUUGCAACCAUUGCCUUCCUGGCAGUUUUCCCCACUGUUGUCUGUGCUGUCUUCGUGACACAAACCACACUGCAUAGAAAAACAGAAGACGAGGACAAUGUGUUCCAUCUGGUGAGUGCUGUGAGUGAGUGGAUCGUGGCCUUCAGCUUCAUCUUCUUCUUCUUCACCUACAUCCACGACUUUAAAAAGUUUACUCUGAAGCUGAGAACACAGUUUGUGGACUAUUCCUGAUGAAGCAUUGAUUUGAACCUUUUAAUCUGAAUUUUUACAAAAUCAAAUUUAUUUUUUCUACUUUUAUAAAGCAAAUGUAUAUGAGAUUAUCUGAAUGGUAUGAUUUUUUUAAAAUAUAUACUGUAUCCAUUGCAACAUAGCCUCAGUCUUAGCGGUUAUCCACAAAACAAACACAUCCUGUGACAUCCUGGGUUAAUGACAGCGUUAACCCAUUGUUCAUCCUCUGGUGGUACAAAGGUCAGUAUUGCGCAAGAAAAUCACAAGAUCAAGUUAAUAUAGAAACUUAAUUUCACACAUCACCAGUUCAUGGAUAGAGGCUGUAUGUACUCUUACCUACUCCAAUGUUAAUCGUUUGAUACUACUAUGUAAAUAUUUUUCUAGUUAGGUAUUUUGCUCAAGAAAACCUCUUUCUCAUGGUAUUGAGGCAUAUCUAUGGUAUACUGGUAUACCAUUGUAAUAAAGUAACUCAGAAUACAUA